Messenger RNA from Manihot esculenta (cassava), 982 nucleotides. Its product is annotated as LOB domain-containing protein 4. Lineage: Eukaryota; Viridiplantae; Streptophyta; Magnoliopsida; Malpighiales; Euphorbiaceae. The transcript is spliced from 2 exons. The record is from RefSeq and is a predicted model, not a curated record. The coding region runs from base 271 to 738 and encodes 155 amino acids.
CUCAAGCCCCCCUCCCCCUGAAUAUCCCCCCUCUCUCUUCUUCUUCUUCUUCCUGUUUCAGUUAAUUUCCUGAGUUGUAAUUUUCUUUCUUAAUCUCUCAAAGGUUACCAUUUCUUUCUUUCUUUCUUUAUUUCCCAUUUUAUGUGUGUAUAUAUUCGAUCACCUUAUUUUAGCCGAAAUAUGAUAUAAUUAUAAUAUAGUAACAUUUAAAGUUGCCAUCUUAGUGGACAGAUAUUUUUGAGAAAACGUGUAGUCACCUUUAACAAAAGAAUGAAGGAGAGUGGUAGAAAACAAGGUGCACUGUCACCAUGCGCAGCUUGCAAGCUUCUUCGCCGGAGAUGUGCCCACGACUGUGUUUUUGCUCCAUAUUUUCCGGCCGAUGAGCCUCAGAAGUUUGCCAGUGUUCACAAGGUAUUUGGAGCAAGUAACGUUAACAAAAUGUUACAGGAUGUAAUGGGUAGUGAAAUUUUGAAGGAAUUACCUGAGCAUCAACGAAGCGAUGCGGUGAGUUCAAUGGUGUAUGAAGCAAAUGCUAGGGUACGUGACCCAGUAUAUGGGUGUGUUGGGGCAAUAUCAUCUUUGCAGCAGCAGAUUGAUUCUCUGCAAACCCAAUUGGCAAUUGCACAAGCUGAGGUUGUUCACAUGAGAAUGAAACAAUAUGGUUCGUCUUCAAAUCCAGGCACCAUGGACUUGGUGAUUGAUCAGGCCAACGCUGGGGAGUCAAUGUGGUCAUGCUAGCUUGCCAUCCCUUUUCCCUAUAUACAUACUAAUUAACUAUAAUGGGCUUGCUUUAUUGUCUCCCUCUUUCAUAUACCCUUUUGCUUUUUUCUUUUCUUUUCUUUUUUUUUUCCCCCUUUUGAGCACAUCUCUACUUGACCAAGAGAUGAUGAUAUUGGUGAUGAUCAUUAACCAUAUUGUCUAUAUUUCUACAUAUAUAAUUAUGAGUUAUGAUAUGUUAGAAGUUGACUCUUUUUCUCAACAA